CCAAUACCAAGACCAAAAGCUCGCUCUAUUAGUCUUUACUCUUGGGAAUUGGAGCCGAAGCAAAUGAUGGGAAAUCUCCCACUCGACAUAAUCGCCGACAUCCUCAGCCGUUUGCCUGUUAAGCAUCUCCUCUGCCUCCGAUGCGUUUCGAAGCUGUGGCGAUCUUUGAUCGACGAUCCUGAUUUCAUCAAGCUGCACCUCCGCCAAUCCCUCAAAUCCCACACUAACCAUACACUCAUCCUCAAAAUGUCCGAUCUUCACGCCGCUGAUCUUGCUUGUCUCGGUCCUUUCGCCAAGCUCGAACAGCCUUUGAUGAGUUACAACCAAGGAAUCAAGAUCUUGGGAUCUUGCAACGGCUUGCUCUGCAUAAGUAACAUAGUUGAAGACAUGGCUAUUUGGAACCCCUCCACUAGAAAGCACCGAGUUUUACCUUCUCUCGGUUAUUGCAAAGGUUACGUUUACGGAUUCGGUCACGACCCGAUUACUGAUGAUUAUAAAGUUGUUAAAAUUAUGCAGCUUGGUGGGGUUGAUGGAAAGGCUUUAGAAUCAGAAGUUAAAGUUUGCAGCUUGAAGAUAAAUAGGUGGAGAAAAAUUCAAGAUAUUCCUUGUGUAUAUUCGUUUCCUGUAGCCGAUGGGGUUUUUGCUACUGGAGCUUUACACUGGGUUCUGACUCAAAAAGUUCAACUUUCCGAGAAAAAUGUGAUUGUUGCGUUGGAUUUAGGGGCUGAAAAUUUCAGGGAAGUACCACAACCUGAGUACAAAGAUAAGAUAUUUCAAUUGAAUGUGGGGGUUUUGGGAGGCUGUUUAUGUGCGAUAGCUAAUUAUGAUCAUGUUCGAGUUGAUCUUUGGGUGAUGAAGGAAUAUGGAGUAAAAGAGUCUUGGACUAAGCUAUUUUCUAUUGCAAGUGAAGAGGUGAUUGGUUCUUUGAGGUUUGUGAAGCCUCUUGCUUACUCAAGGAGUGGUGAUCAAGUUUUGUUGGAACAUGAUAAUAUCAAUCUCUUCUGGUAUGAUUUGAAGAAGAAGAAGAAAGUCAAUGAUGUCUGGAUCCCUGGUAUGCCCCAUACCUAUGAAACAGAGAUUUGGUUGCAAAGCCUCGUUUCACUUGAUGUCAACAGAAGGCAGCACGAUGGAGAGGAUAAUAAGGGUAUCAAGAAGAUGGAUGAUUUCCUGUCAGAGGGGUUCAAACUAGUGUUAUAGUCAGGUGAACAAGGAGGCAGAACAUGAGUGGUAAAGGAUUGAUUAUCCCAGCUGAAAUUGUGAUAAGAGGUGGGAUCGAACUCCUUGUAGAAUUAAGCUGCUGUGUAGACAAGAGGAAGAGGUGAAGUGCUUAUUGGAAGAGAAACAGGGUUCAGGCCUUCAGGGUCACUGAAAUACUGCAUUUCAUAACUACUAGCUAGUAGUACGAAAUCAGAAUGCUUUCUAUGGCUUUUGAUCUCCUAGUGUUCUUCUCGGCAAGACUAUUAUACGAGAGAUCCUAUCAUUGGCUCCCAAGUUUGUCUUUAAAUGCACUCUCAUACUUGUCUGCAACAUAGUGGUCUUGCUGGUCCUUUUGGUGAAAUUGUGUUGUGUUCUGUAGAAUAAUCAAUGUUUGAGAAAUUUAAAACCUUGUUAAUAUAUAUAUGCUUGGUUGUCAAAAUUUGAAGUUAUUUGCAUAUCUAAAGAUGAAAACUUGUAACAGUCUUUGUUCUGAAUUUGGAUUGUUUACUGGGGUGCCAGCUUACGUGAGAGUUUGUAACAGUUAAAAGCAUGUACUCGUUUUGGUUAUUCAGUGUCCCUCUUUCGAGACCGACAAUGGUGACUUUGUUGCCACAAAGAAGGGUGUUUACUAUUUAUCCGGCUGCACUGUUAUACACUUGGUUCACCUUUCUCUGGUUCACCUUUCUCUGUGCCAACGUGACCUCACCCUCAUAAGAAUAGUGCCACCAUGCCACCACCUGUAAUUGUCACGCUCCAUAUUUCAAAUUCAAAAUAUAUAUAUUAAGUGAAAGAGGAUUUAUAUUUGUAAACCUAAGACCAAUUAUUCACUUAGAUUUUUAAAAAUUAAUUAGUUUAUGAUAUGUUUAUUCAGCUAAAAACUCAAUCCAUCCUUUAUUUAUUUUGCAAAUGUUAAUCAAGCACUGCUAAUACAUAGUAAAUUCAUUUUACGAUUUGUGCCAUGAGUUUUUUUUUUUUUUUUUUUAUCAAUAUGUUUUUAUAGUUUUGAAAGCUUCUAUUGUAAUUAGGUUGGAAUUAAUUUAAUUCUUAUAAUAUCGAGUUAAUUUUAGAAUUCACUCGCUACCACUACUUCACAUUGACUUAUUGUUAGGGCAAUGACAUCAUCACAGCCGCUAAAAGUGAUGAUAAAAACAAACUUGGUGAGACCGUCCACAGCAAACAAUUCCCAGCAACCUUUUUUUGGUAAUUUCAUAUCACAAAGAGUAAAAUAGGAAAAUUAAAAUUA
Messenger RNA from Durio zibethinus, 2440 nucleotides. Its product is annotated as F-box protein CPR1-like. Gene Ontology annotation, molecular function: protein binding. The record is from RefSeq and is a predicted model, not a curated record. NCBI's taxonomy places the organism in Eukaryota, Viridiplantae, Streptophyta, Magnoliopsida, Malvales, Malvaceae.